GAUCUCAUCAGUAAAACCCGCCCAUAGGACAGAGAAAACAAGGAAACAGAAUCAGAAGAUAGAGUAGAAUAAAGUGUAGGAAACUGCGUUUUUAGUUUACUGGCAUUGGCCGCUAUGGGCAUCUAGGAGGGCACCAGGGUCCAGGUGCUGUCCAUCCCAGGUCACUUAUCUUCUGAACUAGACAGCAGACACUCAGCACUUAUUUAUUGCUUGGGGAAUACUUGUUAUCACUAAGAACAUUGUGAAGGACAGGACUCACGUAGUGACUGAAAAUGGCGAAUAAUAUGAUGUUUGAAUUUGAUGAUCCUAUACUGGACCCUUACAGAAUGAGCCAAUACUCUUCAUUUCCCGAGCCAAUCUUAAUGAAUACUGACUCACAUGUGAGAACAGUGGAUGGACCAUAUAUUGAAAUUAUAGAACAACCUAAACAGAGAGGAUUCCGUUUUCGAUAUGUUUGUGAAGGACCAUCACACGGAGGACUUCCAGGUGCCUCUAGUGAAAAGAACAAGAAAUCCUACCCACAGAUCAAGAUCCACAAUUAUAUAGGCCAUGCAAAGAUUGUUGUGCAGUUGGUAACUAAUGGCAAGGAUGUCCGGCUACACGCACACAGUCUAGUAGGAAAACAUUGUGAAGAUGGAAUUUGUACAAUUAAUGUGGGGCCAAAAGAUAUGAUUGUGGGGUUUGCUAACCUGGGAAUACUUCAUGUGACAAAGAAGAAAGUGAUUGAGGUGCUAGAAGCUCGCAUGACCGAUGCCUUUAAAAAGGGAUACAAUGCAGGGCUCUUAGUGCACCAGGAGCUCAGUUAUCCAUAUUCCGCAGACCGACCCUUAAGUGAUCGAGAACGAGAAAUAAUUCACCAAGCGGCAUUGCAGCAAUCCAAAGACAUAGAUCUCAGCGUGGUGCGACUCAUGUUCACUGCAUUCCUGCCAGACAGCAAUGGUAGCUUUUCAAGGCUCCUUGAACCUGUAAUAUCAGUGCCUAUCUAUGACAGUAAAGCCCCAAAUGCCUCCAACUUGAAGAUUGUGAGAAUGGACAGAACCUCGGGCUGUGUGACAGGAGGGGAGGAGAUCUACCUUCUCUGUGACAAAGUACAAAAAGAUGAUAUUCAAAUACGUUUUUAUGAAGAGGAUGAAAAUGGGGGAUUCUGGGAAGGAUUUGGUGAUUUCUCACCAACAGAUGUUCACAGACAGUUUGCCAUUGUCUUUAAAACACCAAAAUACAGAGAUAUUAAUAUUACAAAGGCAGCAUCUGUGUGUGUUCAACUUCGGAGAAAAUCAGAUUAUGAAACCAGUGAACCUAAACCAUUUCUUUAUUACCCAGAAGUAAAAGACAAAGAGGAAGUACAGAGGAAGCGCUUGAAGCUCAUGCCUAAUUUCUCUGAUGGAUAUGGUGGUGGCGGUAGCAGCGCUGGGUCUGGAGGGGGUGGAAUAUAUGGAAGUGGUGCAGGAGGUUCAGGUGGUGGAGGUUAUGGGUUUCCUGCUUAUGGAUACAAUGCUUAUGGGACUUUGAAUUUUCAUGGAAGCACCAUGAAUUCCAGCGCAGUAAUGAAGCACAGUGAUGUGUCAAUAGCUGCAAAGUUGCCCAGCGAGAGCAAUCAUGGAGGUGAUGACGCUGAAUAUGUCCAUGAUCAACAGAAUACAACAUCCUGUGAGAGCUCAGAUGCAUCCAACACGCCAGAUAAUCCACUAACAGCCUCUUCAAAUGAGGAGGAACCGUGUCAGCAACCAGCUGCAGACUGUCUCUUCCUGGGUAAGGCCAUGCAGCUUGCGAAGCGUCACACAGCUUCCCUUUUUGAUUAUGCGGCAACAGGAGAUGUAAGGUUGUUACUUGCAGUACAGCGCCACCUAGCAGCCGUCCAAGAUGAAAAUGGGGACAAUGUUCUUCAUCUGUCUGUUAUCCAUCUCCAUUCUGCAUUGGUUAAGAUCUUUUUAGAUGUAACCCAUGGUGUUAUAUGUGAGGAUAUUAUCAAUGUAAGAAAUGACCUUUAUCAGACUCCAUUGCACUUGGCUGUAAUCACUCAACAAGCUGAUACUGUGCAAGAUAUCCUAAAUGCCGGUGGUGACCCAUUGCUCUUAGACCGUCAUGGGAACUCUGUCCUGCACCUCGCCUGCAAAGAAGAAGAUGCAACCACACUAAGCAUACUUCUUAAGCACCCAAAGACCGCACAGAUUAUUAACCUUCCAAACAAUGACGGUUUGACUGCAUUACAUGUUGCAGUAAUUGCGAACAGUAUGCCUUGUCUCAGGCUAAUGCUAACUGCUGGGGCAAAUGUAAAUGCUCAGGAACAAAAAUCAGGAAGAAGUGCUCUGCAUCUGGCUGUGGAGCAAGACAAUGUCUCAUUGGCUGGUUGCCUUCUGCUUGAGGGCGAUGCAUGUGUUGACAAUACCACUUAUGAUGGAAGCACUCCUCUACAUAUAGCAGUGGGAAGAGGUUCCACUAAACUGACAGCUCUUCUCAAAGCAGCAGGUGCAGAUUCCUUAAUUGAAAACUUUGAGCCUCUCUGGAGCCCAGAAGACUCAGACGAUGAAGGAAUUGUUCCAGGCACAAAACCUUUGGACAUGGCAAUUAAUGAUGAGGUUUACGAGAUAUUGAAUGGAAAGCCCUAUUCAUCCAACAUAGUUUCUGAAAACAUCUUGGUACAAGGAGAUAUGAAGGAACUCAGCGAGGAAGCAAAGCAAGGGCUUUACACAUUGCUGGGAAAUGAAGAUCUAGAUAAGAACUGGUCCGCCUUGGCACAGAAGCUGGGCCUAGGAAUACUGAAUAACGCUUUCAGAUUAAGUCCUCUACCCUCUAAAACGUUGUUGGAUAACUUUGAGGUUUCUGGUGGUACAGUAGCAGAACUUUUGGAUGCUUUGAAGUUGAUGGACUACAGAGAAGCUGUUGAUAUCAUUGAGCAGUCACAACGGAAUAUUAAAAACAUAACUAGGAAUGCAGAUGUUUCUGAUGCACCUAAGACUACACAGAAGAUAGGUCAUAUUUCUACAGCUGAUGAGCCCAGUUAUCUUAAACAAGAAAAUGAAAGCUUGUGUGACAGCGGUGUAGAGACAUCCUUCCGGAAGCUUAGCAUCUCAUAUACAGAAUCUCUGAAAACAUCUGAUGAGGAUUUCACUUCAAAGCUCCCACAAGUGCCUGGCUGCACUCUCAUCUGCAACAACUGAUACAGCAGGAGGGACUACACCACUGAGAUAGCAUUUCAACAUUAAUUGUUUCUGCUUGCACCAUUUUCUUGAGGCCCAAAUUCUUGGACAAUAUACACUGGAAAAGGCUAGAUACAUACAAAAGAAAUGUAAUUUUAAAACAUACAAUGUCAUACAUAUGCAGCCAAAGAGGAUCAUUGUGUGCACUUAAUAGGUAUGCAUCUAGCCAGGGCUUUGUAUUAAUAGGUAUGCAUCUAGCCAGGGCUUUGUACAUAUGUUAUUUGACUCAUGGCUAAUUAUACCAGAUGGUGUUUGACUGAUGUGUGCUACAAGUGUUCUGGUUCUGUAGAUAUGUGAAACCACUGCAAAAUCUGCACUGGCCUUUAUUUACAUUACAAAGAUAAACACAAGUGAAAAAAUGGGUGAAAAGACAAAAAUGAUGGUACCAUUUUUCAUAAAUUGUUUGUGAUCUGUUUUAAGCUAUGUCUGCUGUGUAGUAAUGAUGAAAAAAUGUUUUAGUUUUUAUGGCAUCAUUUUAAUGCAGUAAAUAUUAUAUAUUUUUUAGGAUUGUCAAUUUUAUUGUGCUUUUUAUAAUAAAAUGAAAAACAUUUAAACUAUACUGUUAGCACUUAAUAUAUAUAUAUAUAUAUAUAUAUAUAUAUAUAUAUAUAUAUAAUUUUUUAUUUUCUUUUGGUAGUUGCAAGACGGCAAAUAUCAUAAUUUAUUUAUAGUUACUAUGAGGUAACCUACCUGUUUACAGCACCUAAAAUAGACAAGUACUUCUUCAGUGUACCUUGAUCGUAAGCAAUAUCACGAAUAAGGAGACCUGUUAACAAGAUUAUUUCUGAAGCUGGGUUGAAGCAGUGUAUAUCUCGUGCUGUGUCUACAAUUGUUCCAGAGGUGUGUACAUGAAACAAAAGGUUUUGGAAGACUUUUUUUUCCUGAUUGUCAUGCAAGCAGUGUGAGAUAAUCUGGUACAGAAUUGAGAACCUUGUCUGUACAACAUUCUACAAAGUGACUGUCUGAUCAGUGUAGCUCGUUUAUAUAUCUGCCCCUAAUUUACUACGGGACCUGUCUACAAGUGCAUCCAGAGAGAAUACUUAGGGCCCUGUUAUGUGAAUAAACCUCUACUAUAAUAUUAUACCAUGGAUGUAUAACGAUUGCAGCUUGACAGAGAAGGACGUUAAAUGUAUGUGAAUGUGUGCUAAUUAAUUCCCUUUUCUACACAGUUAUUGGUCACUUAAUAAAACACUUCAAUAAAUGUGUAUUCACUCUCUGUUCCUUUAUCUGUGCGUGAGAAAACCUAAUUGUAUAUUAUAUAAAAUGUUUUAUACUAAUAAAUCAAUUUCUUCUUAA
Molecule: messenger RNA, 4493 nt
Organism: Bombina bombina (fire-bellied toad)
Lineage: Eukaryota; Metazoa; Chordata; Amphibia; Anura; Bombinatoridae
Gene: NFKB1
Product: nuclear factor kappa B subunit 1
Exons: 24
Coding region: 273-3158 (961 amino acids)
Biological process (GO): innate immune response; regulation of transcription by RNA polymerase II; cellular response to stress
Cellular component (GO): cytoplasm
Molecular function (GO): protein binding; DNA-binding transcription factor activity, RNA polymerase II-specific; RNA polymerase II cis-regulatory region sequence-specific DNA binding
Source: RefSeq, a predicted model, not a curated record